Messenger RNA from Chlorocebus sabaeus (green monkey), 1326 nucleotides. NCBI's taxonomy places the organism in Eukaryota, Metazoa, Chordata, Mammalia, Primates, Cercopithecidae. The record is from RefSeq and is a predicted model, not a curated record.
AAGAAUUUUUGGUACGUCAAGAUGGCGGCGUCCGUAUUAAACACCCUGCUGAGGCGGCUUCCUAUGCUUUCUCUCUUCCGAGGUGCCCACAGAGUUCAGGUUCCCCUCCAGACUCUUUGCACCAAACCUCCCUCUGAGGAAGAUUCUUUGUCCCCAGGUCCCAUUUCUCCUUAUAAGGAUGAACCCUGGAAAUACCUGGAAUCAGAAGAAUACCAGGAGCGAUAUGGUUCUCGCCCUGUCUGGGCUGACUACCUCCGCAACCACAAGGGUGGUGUACCCCCACAGCGGACUCGGAAAACAUGUAUUCGUGGGAAUAAAGUUGCUGGGAAUCCCUGCCCCAUCUGCCGAGAUCACAAGUUGCAUGUUGACUUUAGGAACGUGAAGCUCUUGGAACAGUUUGUCUGCGCCCACACGGGUAUCAUCUUCCAUUCUCUAUACACAGGAGUCUGUGUGAAGCAGCACAAGAAGUUGACCCAGGCCACCCAGAAAGCCAGGGAUCAUGGUCUCCUCAUUUACCACAUCCCCCAGGUUGAACCACGGGACCGUGACUUCAGUACCUCUCAUGGGGCUGUGAGUGCUACUCCGCCAGCCCCCACCCUGAUCUCAGGUGACCCCUGGUACCCAUGGUACAACUGGAAACAGCCACCAGAGAGAGAACUGUCACGCCUUCGCCGGCUUUACCAGGGUCAUCUCCGAGAAGAGAGUGGCCCCCCACCUGAGUCAAUGCCCAAGAUGCCCCCUACAGCACCAGCGGAAGCCUCCUUCACUGGGCAGACAGACCCUCAGAGUGCUCUGUAGGAGCUGUAGACUGGGAAGAGAGGCCAGGCAUGGUGGCUUAACAAAACAAUACAGAAAUUAGCUGGGUGCGGUGCUGCACACCUGUAGUCCCAGCUAUUGGGGAGGCUAAGGGAGGAUCACUUGAUCCCAGGAGGCGGAGGUUGUCAUGAGUUGCAGUUGCACCCCUGCACUCCAGCCUGGGUGACAAAGCCAGACCCUGUCUCAAAAAAAAAAAAAAAAAGGGAAGAGAGCCAGAGGGACUAGGAGAUAAUGUGUAUGUAGGUUUAUGUAGGUUUAUAUGAUGGGAUAUCACCCUGAAGAGUUGUGUCUUUUGUAGCCAAUGACAAAUCCAGGAAAUAAAUGAAUGUUGCUGAUAGGGAUAAAUCUUGAGGCUGAGGGAGGGCAAGACAGAUGUGUAUGGGAAACCCCAACCCCUAUAUAUUGUAAAUAGAUGGGCUGGGCUAAACAUUGUUGCUGUUUCAGACUUACACCAACUCAGCUUUUACACAAUAAAGCUCUACUCUCCUGUCAAAAAAAAAAAAAAAAAAA